Messenger RNA from Pichia membranifaciens NRRL Y-2026, 758 nucleotides. RefSeq lists its product as hypothetical. The record is from RefSeq and is a predicted model, not a curated record. The transcript has 3 exons. Bases 203 to 679 code for a protein of 158 amino acids. Gene Ontology annotation, cellular component: cytoplasm. Gene Ontology annotation, molecular function: GTP binding; GTPase activity. Gene Ontology annotation, biological process: intracellular protein transport; vesicle-mediated transport. Lineage: Eukaryota; Fungi; Ascomycota; Pichiomycetes; Pichiales; Pichiaceae.
GUGCUGUAGAAGCUGUUGCGUCUAGCGGAGAGCCAAAGGAGACUUUUUAUCUUGUUGCAGAGACCCAAGUAAGAAGGGACAUCACGAGACGGAUGACGGACGAAGUCCUCCCCACGCACACAGAUCUAGAACACACAGCAAUGAAAGCUUGCAGAAGCAGGCCAUAGACAGCAAUGCUUCGCCUACGGAGCUCAGAGUAUUGAUGCUAGGGUUGGACAACUCGGGGAAAACUACUGCUCUGUACAAACUGAAGCUGGGCUCCGCUGAAGAUACGGUCCCCACCGUUGGGUUCAAUGUCGAGACGAUCAAGUACAGAAACAUUUUGAUCAAUGCGUGGGACGUCGGUGGCCAGGAACGGCUACGUGCCCUCUGGAGACACUACUUCUCGGGAACAGACGUGUUGGUGUUUGUAGUUGAUUCGGCGGACACAACCAGAAUCGACAAAGCCAAGGCCGAGCUGUACAAAGUCCUUGCGGACAGGGAAUUGAAAGAUUGCGAUAUGGUCAUCUUGGCCAACAAGCAGGAUCUGGAAGGCGCCAUCGAUCCGCAGGAAAUCAUCGACAGGUUCGAUCUUAAAAGCUUGGAGACACACCAGUGGAAAAUUAUACCAACCGUAGCCACCGAGGGAACGGGACUGCCAGAGUUGUUGGAUUGGAUAUCAAGCAAAUACGACCACUGAUAAUGACGUCCACUGUGAAGGAAGUCUAGAUAUACGUAGAUAGAUAGACAGGUAGAUAUAUCGAGAAAUAAAUACAUAC